UUAAAGUUGCGUCAACCAAUGAAAGAACAGUUCACAUUUCUGGUGAAAAUGAGUACCCAGAAGUCGUCGAUGAUAAACACAAGAGAAGAACUGAAUGAAUUAGUACGAAGGAGGACCGAAAUAGCGGAUACCCUUGCCAAUCUUGAAAGACAGAUUUAUGCUUUUGAAGGGAGUUAUUUAGAAGAUACUCAGCUCUAUGGAAACAUUAUCAGAGGAUGGGAUAGAUAUUUAGCAAAUACAAAGAACACAAACAGUAAGGCAGACAAACGGAACAGGAAAUUCAAGGAGGCCGAUCGUCUCUUCUCCAAAUCUUCUGUCACAUCGGCUGCCGCUGUCAGUGGUAUAGUAGAUUCAUUUGACAAAAACCGUGACCGAGACUGUCCGUCUAGUCCGGAUUCCCAGAACAACCAGAACAGUGCCAACACACCACAGACAAACGGACAGUCCGACAGCAACGAGUCCAGUCACAACCACUCAGGGAAGCUCCACAAAGGGGGCGGGGUUAUACGACACAAGAAAAAUAAAAGCAAAAAACACAGAGUUGAAGUGAAACUAAAAAGAGGAAAAGAUGUAUCAGGAGAAUAAAGGAGAAUAUAAUGGUCAUGUAAUAUUUAGUCCAGUAUUUAAACCACAUCUCAUUCAUCACUACGUGGGAAUUCUGUGAUGGAACCUAUCGUUUUUGUGGAAGAGACACCAUUCAGUUUUCAGUGUAUGAAUUCUACCAAUGUUUCUAUCAAUUGGAACUUUAGAACAUACUUUGUUCAGCGACUGGAACAGGAAUGAGGAAAAAUAUUAAAAAGAACAAAUAUAUAUAAUUGUAAGACGCUUUUAUAUGGCUUAUUGACCUAACACUACUACAUUGUAUUAAGAAUAUUUUGUGACAUGUAGUGAUCUAUGAUCAUAUUCUGAUCUGUGUCAAGUUCUUUCAUGUUGAUUCAAGUUCAUGUUAUAGGAAUCUCUCAGGAUGAGAUUAAAUAAUACAGUAACUUCAUAAGUACUUUUUUUCUGCAUAUCAUUGUCUUACAGCUUUGAGAUCUUUUUUCAUUUACCUUUUGCCAUUGAUCAAAUUUUGUGUAACAUGAUGUUUCUCAAUUUUUCAUGUCUUUUUUC
Molecule: messenger RNA, 1110 nt
Organism: Saccostrea cuccullata (small rock oyster)
Lineage: Eukaryota; Metazoa; Mollusca; Bivalvia; Ostreida; Ostreidae
Product: chromatin modification-related protein MEAF6-like
Exons: 7
Coding region: 19-585 (188 amino acids)
Cellular component (GO): NuA4 histone acetyltransferase complex
Source: RefSeq, a predicted model, not a curated record